Molecule: messenger RNA, 1271 nt
Organism: Hippoglossus stenolepis (Pacific halibut)
Lineage: Eukaryota; Metazoa; Chordata; Actinopteri; Pleuronectiformes; Pleuronectidae
Product: C-factor
Exons: 6
Coding region: 123-911 (262 amino acids)
Source: RefSeq, a predicted model, not a curated record
CCUCUGCCGGAGGAGUCGCGCCAGACACGCGGGUCUAUCCAGGGCCAGGUCACGGUUAAUAUCUGGGAGAAGAGAGGAUCCGCCACAUCGGCUCCAGCACUUAGUCAGAGCCCGAGUCAGCGAUGAGCGGGGCCACGAGGUUCAGGCAGUGCGGCUCGGUGCUGGUGACCGGAGCCAGCCGCGGCAUCGGCCUGCAGAUGGUCGAGAGCCUGGCCGGAGGAGGCUUCUCCCCGGGGAAGAUUAUAGCCACGACCCGAAACCCCGGUGGCGCCCAGAAACUUCAGGAUCUGGCUCUGAAACAUCCCAACAUCCACAUCACCACUCUGGAUGUGCUGAGCCAGGAGAGCAUAGAUAAAUGUGCAGAGGAGGUGAGCCGGCUGGUGCAAGACCAGGGUCUGAACUGCCUGAUCAACAAUGCAGGGAUUAAUGUGGUGGCCGACUUUCACUCUGUUACUGCCGACAAGAUGAUAGAAAACUUCCACACCAACGCUGUGGCUCCUCUAAUGAUCACCAAGGCCUUCCUCCCUCUGCUAAAAGCAGCUGCGUCCAGAGGAGGAGCAGGCGGCUCGGGGAGCAUGAGCAUCCAGAGGGCAGCAGUCAUCAAUAUGUCCUCUGUGCUGGGAUCUGUGGAGUGCAACUGGGGGGAGAGUGCAAACAUCAAAUGGUUCCCCUACAGGACCUCCAAGAGUGCCCUGAACAUGGUGAGUCGCUGUAUGGCUGCAGACCUGGAGCCGGAUGGGAUUCUCUGUAUGGCCAUACACCCAGGCUGGGUCCGCACUGACAUGGGGGGGUCCCAGGCUCCAUUGAGUCCAGAGGAGAGCACCUCCUCCAUGUUGUCUGUGAUUGGAGGCCUGAGUGAAGAGCAUCAUGGGUCGUUUCUGAGCUUUACUGGGGAGGUGCUGCCCUGGUAAACCCGCACAUCACCAGUAAUGAGUAUGGUGAUUAUUAGCACUAUUAACUUUUGGCUGAUAAGUUAGUUAAGAUCAUCUUCAACUAUGCAAAGAUAAAUCUGUUACCGGCUCAGAGUUUUUCUUUCAUCCAGCUCCAUCUGCUGGAGGAAAUCUUUCAUGGUUCAUUAUAUGAGAGGGUUAGUGUCCAUUAGGCCUGUGACGAUUCUCGAACCAAUACAGACCAAUACAAUGUCCAGUAAUAAAUUGUUAUAUCCCUUGAUGUGAAAACUGGAUGAAAGCGUCAGCUAAAUGAAAUGUAAUGUAAUGUAAAAACUGCUACAAAAUUAACAUGCUUAAUAAAAGUUUGUAGCUCUAAAUAAA